Toxoplasma gondii ME49 is the source of this 7639-nucleotide messenger RNA. RefSeq names its product zinc finger (CCCH type) motif-containing protein. The record is from RefSeq and is a predicted model, not a curated record. The transcript is spliced from 2 exons. The coding region runs from base 1197 to 7001 and encodes 1934 amino acids. NCBI's taxonomy places the organism in Eukaryota, Apicomplexa, Conoidasida, Eucoccidiorida, Sarcocystidae. Gene Ontology annotation, molecular function: mRNA binding; metal ion binding.
GUCCCCCAAUGGUAUGAAGGUGCAAGUAAGGGACGAGCAGCCAGUUUCAUUCAAGGCCCGUAUGGGUUAUCCGCCUCUGUGUAAACCUUUCUUCGUAGGGUUAAGGGCACGCGAUUUGUGGUUUAGGGUUACCAUGUUAUCAUCGUGUAGUGCCGUCGGUUCAGGAUUGAGGCAGAUAAGAGGGGCUAUCCACGACCCGGGCAGGGCCUCGGGGAAGGCCUCUGUCAACGCAACUAUCUACGUAAUCUGUGGGUCGUCAAAUAAUGCAGGUGCUGUGAUAGUGUGUCUCUUCCCUGCGCUGAAGAGAUUCCCAUUGAUCCUUGAAGAUUAUGCUGUAGUAGAGCUUAAUUUCCCCGUUCGCUCUACAAUUCAUGGGUUUUUGGUUUUGGGUGACCGACAUGAUGUGUGACACAGCAGAAUGGUCACCGGUUUGUUCGUGACCGUUGCGGUCGUCGUUUGAGACGGAUGUAGCUGUCACGAGCGGAUGCCUGCUUUAGCGUUUUUGCAUUUCUUCCGUUAACGUGUGUGUCGCGACUUUAAAACGGAUUGUGGACGACUCCCCUUUUGUCAUAUGUGACGUGGAUCUGUGACAUCUGGAUGGAGGGAGGGUGUGGAUAGCACUGGAUGCUAGCAGCCAGCCUCCUCUUCUGAACACCCUGUGGAUACAAUCUGAAAAAGAUGCUCAGAUAGGUAAACCUGCAGACUUGUCUGUGAACCAUUACCAUAUGCAGCAACGAGUCCCCACAGGCGUACUUGAUGCGUUGUGGUUCUGUUAGUGGGCGAAAAGCUGCUGCUUCGAUGUGCCUGGUAUCACCAGUGCAGUUAUGAGAGAGUUGAGGUUCCAGGUGCCCCGCUAAGCAACCGAGCAACUAGCUGUACCGACUCCAGCUCAUGCAUACCUGUGAAGUCCGGUGACAUAAUGGACGCUAGAAGGGAGGGACUAGACCUGAUUUCCAUCAUACCAGCUUGACCGUAGAAACAUCCAUAAGGUCAAUGAGCAGUGCCCCUUUCACGCUGAUCCCUCGCCGUGCUUGUCCGUCCAGGGCGACGAAUACCGCGUAAGCUCUGCGAUGUUUAUCCAUUGCUCCGAAUACAAGACGGAACGUUUGCUUAAGUCACGUGUAUGGGAGACAUUGACGCAGCAGCUGCACGUGGGCCACCGCCUGGUAACCUUGUGAGUGACUUCUUCACCAGAGAUGAUGAAAAGUAGUGGAGAACCGAAUAUGCACCUUACGGGCGAGGCAGCUGCAGCUGUGCUCGAAGGCGGCAAAGUGGUUGCGACGUCAUCAGAGACAAAGAAUGAGAGCGGAGACGGUCGGACGGGAAGCUACACGCCAAACAAAGAUGGAGUCGUGCUACAGCAAGAGCAAGGAGAAAUUGCCACAUCUCGAACGCCUUGGAGACUUGCAGACACAAGGACUCGACAGGGGAAUGCUCGAGCGUCAACCGAAGAGAACUCGGACUCGGCAACGGUACGAAUGUUGACCACCUGCACCGAUCUUGUGGUAGCUUCGCGAAAGGGAAUGAGUGAUGCAAAAGACGACCCGAACGAGCGAUCCAUUCCUACGCUUCUGAAAAGUCCAGAUACGGCUAUAACAUACCCUGAACAAAUGGCGGACCCAGCCGCAACCGGAGGGGCGAAUCCGGAAAGGUGUUGCACGGAAGCUCGCGAAGCAUUCACACUGCCGUCGAGGUCAACAUCUGCUUCGUCGGUUGAGCAGCACAUGUCACAGCCCAUUCCGCGACUCCUUGCAGCGACCGUGGCCGUCAGGUUUCGUUCUCUAGAUGCCUUGCACGCUAAAAAUUGUCCCGUCGAGCCUUCGGCUCGCAUGCGUGAGCAGAUGAGAACUGACGGUGACGUAGUUGGUCGUUUGUUGGGAGCUGAGUCGCGGACGACUGAGGAGGGACCUGGGCGGUUCCCAAAGCCGGCAGCACACGGUGAGGAAGUGGAUCGUGAACGCGAUGCCGAAAGGCGUACCUUCAACGUGAUACCGCCGCGCUCACCUCCGGCCCAGCAAUGCAUAGCGACACCGGCACGCCAACUUAACCAAAUGCCAGAGAUACGUUCGGCGUCUAAGGAAACGCGUGCAGAUUCCGCAAACGCCAGUAGACAGGGAACGUCGAAUGCAACGUCGACAGUGCCCAAGGUAUUUUCGCCGACAGCGUCUGACAGAAACGUCGGGUCCAUAUUCACUGUGUACAGUCCGCCCAUACCAUCGGGCCACGAGACCAACGAACAGAAAACAGCAUUGUCGUCACCUCAGGGACAAAACAUCACCUCUCCGGAGCGACUGUUGUCCAUAGGUCCGCCUCCAUUCACGGAACGCCCAACGUAUAAAACUUUCCACAGCUCACCUCUUCGUGCCAAGUGGAGUGAAAGUGAGGAAUCCGCGUGUCAGCUCACUGAACGCGCUGGACAAAUUCCUAUAUCAGAGGGAUCCACCACCAGUUGUAGAGGCGAGGAUGAGUGUGGGCUACCAAUGGUUAGCCGUGAUAGCCUCUCCGAUUCAGUGCGACGGAAAGAAGCUGAUAAGCAAACCGCGUCGGAUCCUGCACCUCCGCGUGUUCCUUUGACCUCAACAAUCUUGGCUGACCGCCGUUCUGUGUUUUACAAGACGCAGAUGUGCCCCCAUGCGAUCCGUGGUCGUUGCCGACUCGACAAGCGUUGUAGCUUCGCCCACAGCAAGCGGGAACUCCGCACACCUCCGAAACUCGACAAAACGAAGAUAUGCGCCAGCGUGAAGGCAGGGAUCUUGUGCCCAAACGGUGACGCCUGUUCCUUCGCGCACAGUCGGAAUGAGCUGCGCCACACCGUCGCUUUUUACAAAACAAACAUGUGCCGCAACUGGAAGGCCGGAGCGUGUUUACAUCCAGAGACAUGCAACCACGCUCACGGAAUGUACGAGCUGCUUUUCUUUCGCAGCUUAGCUGCAGGAUCCGGCUGCAGGGAUUUCAAAAAAGAAGAGGAGGUGUGCAUGGGUAUGGGGUCGGGAACUGGCAAUUUAGACUCUGCGAAAAACAGCGAUACAAAUGAUUGGAAGUUGUUUACGGGGAAGGACCUGGAGGACGAGCGCAAUGGAACAAGCAACGGAACUGGCGUCCGUACUGAAGAUAACCGAAGAGUGUUUGCGUCAUCCACUCUAGAAUCUCUCACCCGUCAGCAGGACCUGCUCAGUAAUUCGAUCACGUCCGCACCCUCGCAGGGACAUCAAUAUGAAACAGUCUUCCCUACUUCAAGAGGAACCGAACAAGACUACAAGCAGCGCACUUCGUAUGAGCAGCCGGAUCCCGCGACCAGACGACAAUACUGUCUCGGAAGCUUCGAAUCACGCAUCCACUCUUCUGCGAACAGAUUGGAAAGUCCAGAACGGAGGAAAUACUCUGGUAACGAAAAUAUCCAGGAAGCUGGAAGCAACAAGGUCGAAAUCCCUGUGCAUGAUAGCACUCGUACAGAUAAGGGCAGAGUCCGGCUGCCUUCCGAGGGAGGUUCCAAGCAUGGCACCACGGGUACGCGGAAAGGACGGAAGAGAGGAUCCGGCGCUUUUGCGGGCUGCAGGAACGGAAAAGCAGUGAGCGGUUCUUACCCAACGUCGCUAGUCAGUAUGAUCGUUCAAAACAGGAACCGUGCAGUGUCGGGGUGGAAACAGGAGCGUCCAUUUGUGGCCGAUGACCGCUACAGCUGUGCAACAGUGACCACGUUGACAACCCAGAAGCAGGUCGACUGUUCAUUCUUAGGUGGUUGUGGGAAAGAAACGGUCACGCAAGUAUGUCGAGGGACGACGGAGGUUGGUGGCGAUAAGACUGCAUGCGCUACUGCGUCACAGGUGGAAUCUCCUCAGACGUACCUGCAGUCAACAUCGCUUCAGAAAGAGAACAUAGUGACACGCAAAGACAUGGGAAUGAAGAGGCGGGGCAUGCGUAAGACAGCUGAGAACUUCACGAUGAUGGCAGAGGUCUCUGAAGCGGGAAUUCGUCCUCCUCCGCCACCGCCGCCACCGAAAGCUGUCGAGCAUAUCGAUCUAUUUGAUGACAGCGCCUUGGGUGUGGCUGCAACCGGAUUGUGGCCUUUUCUUUCUGCUGUUGCGGGGAACACGCAGCACAUGCGGCGACAGAAGGACAUGCAGCUCCUACUACUACAGCUUCAACGACUGAAGCGCGCACAAGUGGACCACGUUUCCGGAGAGCUGCUGGAAGAGGUUCAGCAGCAGCUACUAAAAGCAGCGACGAGGCCAAAAUGUCAGCAGCAGACAAAUGCGGGUGGAAUGUGCCUUCAGAGAAAGGGGACAGGGGAGUCCAGGACGACUGAGUUACAAGAGGGUGCCGAGUUGCACGACGGCUCUGAAAAUGAGGAUUCGUAUUUGAAGCGUCAGUUUUCCUCGUCAGAGCUGCUAGGUGAGGGUUCAAAAAAGGGGACCCGUCCCGGCAACCGGGAGCUGAGACAGGAGAGUGACACCACCAAUGCUGCUCUCAUAGCUCUUGCGAAUAAACUUUUGCCUAGUAUGGUACAGCCUUACUCUGGAAGGGGCGCAAAUAUGCCAGCCGUGAACGAUAAUUGCGUCCGGCACCAGCAGGUGCCAGCAAUCUGCAAAAAUGCGCUGAUCCCAGCGGUGGCUGUGGAAGAUGACGUGCCGGUGCGGAUGGGAUGCAAGACGCCGCAGGAAGCACACCCUUCAAUCCACAUGCAUGAGUCAUCCAGCCACGAAUACCGGUUGUUCGACGUCAGCAAUGCUGCGAGUGACAUGCCGGUUCCGCCAGUCGCAACAAUUCCAGAUCUGGCGGGUGUUAAUGCAUCGGUGGCUCUCCAACGAGCCGCCAGCGACCGUGUUCACGUGAUGUAUGAAGAGGCUACUGAAAGACUAACGCAGGAAGAAAGUUCGAUGGAAGCCCAAACUACCUCCUGUAGCCCCGUGAAUUUACCCGCCUCACUCUCACCAGCCCCUCUCCCAAAUGAAGAAACGGGAAGCUUCGAGUGUAUGGAUACUGGCGUGUCAUGGUCUAUAACUGAAGGAUCGAGGAACGUCCGACCACCGUCAGUGUCUCCAGGAGCAGCUGUAGAGAUUGUUGGCAUUUCCAAUGGAUUGCCAGAGCUCGCUUCACCACAAACCUGGAUUUUAAGCAGAACGGAUGUGGCUGAUAAUGUAGAUGUCGAGUGGGACAGAAGAGAGGCGGCGCGCGUGCCGUUCGUGACACGCGAUGAGUCAUCACCAGAGGCGGAAGCGGCAGAAGUUUUUGCAGCGCUCUGUCGAGAAUCCGCAGAAACUGGAAGACGGUCUACAGAGUUCCCAGCAUUCCCAUACCCCCCAAUAGAUAUAGCACAGCGGGCGUUGGUGGCGGAGAAAAACCACCGACGUCGGCAACGAUUUGAAGAAGCCAGCGACAAUGACAGCACCACAAUGGAGAAGGAACUUAGAAGUCUUUCCAUCGAAGGGGCGUCUGUUAGUCGGGCGGUCGAUUGGCUGGCAAUGGCAUUACCGACGGAGGAUUCCUGCACCGUGCAUAGCCGCGGGGAUAUGUUACCUGGUAGAGCAGACUGUGCAAUACGGACCUCCCUGGGACCGCCAGUGCCAGUAAGUUUCCCUGGGACGACAGAAACGCCUGUGCAGCUCGAUACUGGCCUUACAUGGAGGGAUGGGCACGAGUUGUGGGGAGGAGAUAUGUUGGAAUCGCCACAAGAUAUUCCCUGGAUGCCAGCAGCACUACCAGGACACGAAGACCACGUCACCGGUUUGACAAGCCCGGGAAGCCCCCCCGGGAACGCGCCCGCUUUAACUGCCAUAGAGUCGCGUUCUGGCUUCCUCCGUCCCCUAGGUUGGUCAGAGCUCAACGGUGAUGCUGGCUCUUUCCAACCCACCCAGGCUCACUCGGGGUCGACAGACACCACAGGUUUGAGUCUUGCAGUGAUACGUCAGCAGCUGGAAGUUAGGGAGGCGACAGUUGUCAAGAGAGACAAGGAGCAUGCGGAUGGAGAGACGGUAGCACCGCGUUUUGACGUCACCUCUGAGACCAGUCCUGGGAGCCCUGAAGGCAGCGCAGCGUCAAGCGAUAACAGUGGCAGCAGUGAGCCAUCUUGGGACGCCAGUGUCGGCGCCACACCUUCGGUUUUAGAAUCGAGUACUCCCUCUACUACAGCUGGCUACGGGUCGCCUACGUGGAGGAACAAGACAGCAAAUUGCGUCAUCGUCCCACAGGAUGAAACAGGACACAAGAAGCAACUGUUAGUGGAAGCUGAGAAGUGCUUCGAGGAGGGUAACACAAAGUCAUUUUGUACGAUCAGUGGGCAGCAGAUCCGUGGUGAUGCUCUGCUUGGAGACAAAAGCGGAGCUCAGCAAGCCUUGACUUCACUACCCGGCGAAGACUCUUCGUCGGCCAAUCGCAUCGAAAGCAUAUCAGCACAGUGCAGUGUUCCAGAGGAUUUCGCCGUUCCUAGCGGCGGAAUGAAUGAGGCAGAUUUAGCUUUGUUGAAAUUGAAGACAAGCAUAGCUGGUAUGGACUAUAUCCCUAGUAAUCAUGACCCAGGACAUGCUUCUUGCAAUCAGUGGAGGUUGACCCGCCACCCUGUACGUUCGAAUUUAGUGAACAAUGACGAAGAGGGACGACAAAUUUCGUGUUCUGUGGACUUCACUGCAUUGGCUGGAAAAGCGGUGCACCAAGGACAAGGUGUGCCGGCGUCCGAACGGGCGCUACACCACAUUUGGAAUCUGGACACACAGCAGGCCGCGCAUCUAUCUCUUGGACAGCGCCGGUCUCCGGCGGUUCAGAGUAAACACGGGAUAGCAGCUGAAGAUGACGCUGCUUUGGGUCCAGCAUGCCGUCUUCCUUUUCGUAAGAGUGUGGAAAGCAUGUGCUGGCCGUGCCGUCGUCUGUGUUGUCACUCGGAGACGGAAACGCAGAGUAGUGUGGAUACCUUUGGUCAUACCAGUGUAGAUCCACUUACGUUAAUUGAGGGUAUGAUGCACGCACUCGGAUUCGAGGGAUACAAGCAUCGAGUCAAUUUUUUUUGACGUAUAAAAACGGUGCAACGACUAGCACGCUGCACGCGUUCGUGUUGUGGGCGAGCACACGGCCGUGUGUGUGUGUGUGUGUACGGGGGAGAACCAAGGUGUAGGGUCAAUAUGUCUCCUUGGCUGAACAAGUGUCGUUCGAGCAGAGCAAGGAGAGCUGUAAAGGAGCCAUUAGCGUUUUGUGGGCAAGAGCAGUUAUACGAGAUGUGUUGGUAAAAGGCGAGCCGUCCUUUUAUAAUGCCUGCUGAACUGAAGCUAUUGUUGUGAGACCUUCAGGAAGGCUACGUGUAACACCAGAGAAACGUGUCACUCAGUCAAUUAAACCGCCCCUGUUGUGAGUAGCCUCCGUUAUCGCAUGUGCAUGUGAUUUACAGAGACCAGUCAUAGUGGUCGAAAGCCCGUGAGAAAGGCAGGCGCAUCGUGGCGUUUCGUGUGAGCGUCCCAAAGAGUUCCUUGAAUCGUUUUUCUGCUCCGCAAAUGCCUAUCUUGCAAAAUGCGACAGAUGUAUCGCAUGCGUUUUACGUGUCAACAUGCAGCUUCUUUUGCAUUGCAGGGUUUCUUUCCUGUGAGCGAUGUCCAAUUUAUGUCUCGGCAGCUGUAACGCCAAAAAGACAGGAAGAUCACAUGAAAGAGGGGAG